Molecule: messenger RNA, 1860 nt
Organism: Chanos chanos (milkfish)
Lineage: Eukaryota; Metazoa; Chordata; Actinopteri; Gonorynchiformes; Chanidae
Gene: nectin4a
Product: nectin cell adhesion molecule 4a
Exons: 12
Coding region: 1-1860 (619 amino acids)
Biological process (GO): homophilic cell-cell adhesion; heterophilic cell-cell adhesion
Cellular component (GO): adherens junction
Source: RefSeq, a predicted model, not a curated record
AUGCUCGUGUUUGCUGUUGCAGCGUUCCAGGGACGGGCAGUGCGACAGUCCGGAUGUCUCCUCAUACUGCUACUAUGGCUAUUGGCCUGUGUAAUGGGAGGGGAGUUUGUGGAGCCAUCUUCUCCCUCAGCUGAGCUUCGUUCCCUGGCUGAAUCUGAGACACAUCUGCCCUGCAAGUUCCAGACGGAUUCGGAUGAGCAGGUGGUUCAGGUGAUCUGGAGUCGAGAGAAACCUGACGGUACCAAAGAACAGAUCAUAACAGCCCACCACACAGAGGGACAAACAGAGUUCCCUGGUUUUACAGGGCGUGUGAGGUUCGAACACUCCAGCCCCAUCCUGAACUCUGCGUUGGUUAUCCUGCACACAGAGGUUUCUGAUGAGAGUACCUACAUCUGUCAGAUCACCACCUUUCCCUCGGGUAUCUCCGAGACUCGCCUGUCUCUCACCGUAUGGACCAAGCCCAUAGCCACACUUGACCCGGUGGUUCUGGUUGAGGGUCAGGUGUUCCGACCAGCCGCGACCUGUCGCUCCAUGGCCAGACCUCCAGCUAGACUCUCCUGGGACUCUGACGUGCCCGGAGUCCCCCAGAACCGGAGCAUGGACGGUGGGAUUACCUUCAGCCAGUUCUCCCUGCACCCUGUCCGCGGCAUGAACGGCCGGAAACUGGACUGUCUGGUCUGGCACCCCUCUCAGAAAAGCCCAGCCCGGCUGACCAAUCAACUGGUCGUCCACUUUCCCCCAGACGCGACAAUCUCAGGUUUUGACAGAAACUGGUACGUUGGGCUGGAAGGCGCAGAGCUCAAAUGUGACGGUGGAGGAAACCCAAAACCACACAAUUUCACUUGGACCAGAAAAGGUAACGGCUUGCCAGAGGGUGUGUCCAUAAGAAAUAACUUGCUGCGAUUUAAUAGGCCCCUCAGCUUGACGGACAUGGGAGUGUACCGGUGUGUGACAGUCAAUCCAGUUGGGUCUGGAUCAGCUGAAAUAAACAUAACUAUAGCAGAGUCACCUGAGAGACAGACGAGCUUUGACAGCCUUCUGAUCAUCAUCAUUGGCGCGGCCGCCGGAGCGGUGGUGCUCAUCCUGGUGAUCAUCGUCAUAGCAAUGAACCGUUACCACAAGCGCAAAAACAAACAGCUGGCGAUAGAGCUGAAUGUGAAAAACGAAGAAAUCAGCACUCUCUCUAGGCAGGCAUCCAUUAGGAGGGUCAACACGUCGAGUACAGAACACAGAUAUCAGGACGACCUUAAAGUGGAAGGAACGUUACGAACCAGUCUCUCCUCCCUGGCUCGUCCUCGUUCCCGGGACAGUCGCUCCACUGUGGGUGCAGGCAGCGUUGACUUCCUGGGUCGCCCGUCCAUCUACAACACAUCUCGCAGAGGACGAGAGCGAAUGAUUGACAGAGACGGAGAAACCAGCAGAAUGAUGAUGGAAUCUUAUAAUGAUGGUGACUUUAUCCCUCCGCUCCACCCAUCUCCGUCCCCCUUUGAGCAGACCGCUGAGAUUAGAGCUCUGAACGGCAACGGUGUUCUGCUGUCCGACGGGAGACCGCGCUCUGGAGGUACCAGUAGGGGGCAGCAGUCACCCAUCAACAACUACCCACCGCUCACAGACGAGGAGGAAGAGGAGAACAGGAUGGAGCCCGCCCAGGACGAGAGGGAGAGGGAGGAGCUAGGGAUGCCCAGGGGUUUUGAGGAACCUGACGGAGGAGAACAUUUGGACAGCGAGGCGGCCUUGUCUCAGUAUGAGUGUAUGGUGGGGUUCGGGCAGAGGAACGGAACACUGCCCUCCAACCUCCGCAACUCCACCUUUCACUCCCCUCCUCCACUCACCAUUAUCCCCAAGGCUCAGAUCGUCUAG